AUGCCGCCCGUCGCUUCUGCGGGCAGCAGCAGGCGCAAGCUUGGUCUUCCCACUGUCUGCCUCGAAUGCUAUCUUAGAAAAGUCAAGUGCGAUCGAGAACGCCCCUGCUCUACAUGUAUCCGUCGUGGAACCGAGCAUCUCUGCAAGACCUUCAACACCAGUCAGCUGGAUGCCCAGACUCUGCAAAAGAAACAGGCUCGCCGAUCGCUCGCCGAGAUCAACGCCAUCCUAGAAGCAUCGCAACCGGAAGAUAGCCGCGACGAUCUCGAUCCGCAACAACCCUCCGAAGCACAAGAACCAGCAGAACACCCAAUGAUGGCUUUCAUCAACCUCAUGCUCAAGGAUCUCAGCGUGCAGGGGGACAGUCAAACCGACAGUCAGACAUCGCCCACCGACGCCGGAGCGUCAACCGGCUCCAGCUCCCCCGCACGACCUCAGUCCGCCACUUGUCGCUACCUCGAACCAAGCUGCUUGACAAAGUUGGUCGAGUUCGCUAGAAUCGUUCCGGACUGGCCUCAGCUGCAAUCGCUCCUGAGGCAUUACCUUUGGCAUGUCGACUGGAAAUUCACCAUCACCUGUCAGGAUCUUUUGGAGAAGAACAUGGAGGAGCUUUGGUUCAGGGUCGUGCUUCCUGCGCAGAGCUGUGAUCCCACUGCCGGCGGUGAUCUCGAUACUUCUGCCGCCGCGCAGAUCUCCUUCCAGCCAGGCGACCUGUCUCGAUUUGCAUUGCUGGCAUGCGUCUUGGGCGAGACAGUCGAGUCGAUGGCACCAGAAGCAAUCGCCAAAUCACUGCCCGUCUCUCAACCGGGUCUCGCCAGCCCCGGUCCGGUUCAACUGGACGUCGACGCAAAUCCAAGAGUCAAGGCGCUGAUCCUCCUCACCUACCACGUCGCCGCACUCAUCGAAGAAUGCGUCCGACUCGACGAGAUGACGCUCGAACUGGUGCAGGCCAACAUCUCGGCGUUCUCGCUCUGGUCCAACCAAGGCCUGCACGGCACAGGGUCCACCGAGUUCCCGCGCUGGAACGUCACCAUUCGCGCCGCCAAGGUGUGCAAUCUCUUCGAAGACCCCGGCAGCCACAACAACAGCAGCUACACGCAAUCGGAGCUCGACCAUCGCAGGCGCCUCGCCUGGCUCGUGUACGGGUACGACCACGCAUUCGCCGUCGGCGCCAACACGAAACCGUUGAUUGUCGAGUCGCAGUUCAGUGUGGAUCAGCCGGGCGAUGCGGCGCCGUGGGCAGCGUGCGGUGCACCCCCGGAUCCGUGCCUCGCGAGGCUGCAGAUGCAGGGCGGGCAAAUGGCACAGCUUGUAUCGAGCACGCUGUGCUACGGCCCACCUCUGCAUCGAAAGGCGAUGGAGACGGAUAAGAAGAUCUCGGACAUGCUGUCGCAGUUGGAUCCUACGUACCAAUGGGACAAUCCGGAUCUGUCGUUUGACGGUAAGGAUCCUUUCCGCGCCCGUCGCCGGUGCUGGCUGCAACUGACCACCGCCUGGCAACGCGGUUCGCUGCACCGUCAAUUCUUCUCCCCCAAUGGGCGCAUCACCAACGGCGAGCUCGCCACGUCUCGGCACGUUGCCACCGACAGCGCGUUACGUUCGAUCUUGGGCGUCCGCGAGCUGCGCAAGAUGCAGAACCGAUUCUGCGACCACAUGGGCUCCGCCUGGUGGUUCCAGUACUUCACUGAGCCGUGUAUGACGCUUGCCACGGCUGCGUUGCUCUUGAUACGGAGCGGGGGGCAAGGCGUGCCCGGGCUGUCGGACCAGGCCAACUGCUGGAUCACGCUGAUGCAUUUCACGAGGACGAUCGACGAGUGCAUAGAGGAUCUGGCAGCGUCGACGAGGGAUGCCUCGGCAUGUCUGCCGUCGUUGUUGACAUUUGCGGCGGGGUGUCUGAAGCUGAUCCAGCAGUUGAGGGGUGCGGUACAGACGAGCUUUGAUGCGUUUGUCCAGUCGCAGCCUGGCUUGGGUGGGUUGAGGCAGCUCGAGAUUGACGAGUAUAUCAUUCCGCUGUUGCACCCGAGGUCGCGCGAGAAGAGUCCCGGGUCGCAGGCGCCGGCGCAGGCGCAGCAGGCAAAAAGGAGCGAAAGCGGAGGUAGCACGGGCAAGAGCAGUACCCAUCAGACGUCGCAGCAGAAGCAGGGUACGAAGCGGUCCGCUGAUGCGGGGGGGAAGCGCACUUCUGCGUCGCGUCGCGGGAGGAAGGAGAGUGGACAGCCAGAGCAGGAGGCUUCACGGCUGUUCAAGCCCGAAGCUGCGACGCAGGCCAUGAUGGACGCUUCGCUUUCCGUGUCACCGCGAACGUCGCCUUUAACCGCGAGCAAUGCAGCAUCCUCGACCGGCUUCACACCGGCAGCAGAAGCGUCGCUGCACCCUUCGAACAUGGACGCCACCGCAAUGAUGAGCCCGGCAUCAACGUCAGCACACCACGCAUCCCCGGACCCAGGCCACGUUCCACCCGGGACUCUCAGUCUGUCGUUCGGCCCCGGAUUGAAUCUCACCACAACGACCAGUACCACCACCACUACCACCUCAGGCGCAGUGGAGCCCAUCUCGCAAGCCAGCAUCAAUCCGGCUGUGGUCGCGACCGCUAAUGAAGCAGCAGGACGUCCUCAUACAGGAGGAGGAGGAGGAGGAGGAGGAGGAGGAGGAGGAGGAGGAGCAGCAGCAGCAGCAGUAACAGCAGCACCGCACUUUGGCGUGCCGGCUUUGGUGCCGCAUGGCCACCUGCUGUCGCCCGCCGAGCCGUUUGCACUGCGCGACUUUUAUUCGGACGACUUUGUGCAGAGAGGAGGAGGAGGCGCUGGCGGGGGGCGUGGCGGUGGCGGUGCGUUGGCGGAUUGGAUCGCGUCGGUGCAGAUGGAUGUUGUCAUGGCGCCGACGCAGGUGGAGGAGAGGUUGUGA
This is a messenger RNA of Sporisorium graminicola, 2904 nucleotides long. RefSeq lists its product as uncharacterized. Gene Ontology annotation, molecular function: zinc ion binding; DNA-binding transcription factor activity, RNA polymerase II-specific. The record is from RefSeq and is a predicted model, not a curated record. Lineage: Eukaryota; Fungi; Basidiomycota; Ustilaginomycetes; Ustilaginales; Ustilaginaceae. Bases 1 to 2904 code for a protein of 967 amino acids. Gene Ontology annotation, biological process: regulation of DNA-templated transcription. The transcript has 3 exons.